Molecule: messenger RNA, 1623 nt
Organism: Fusarium keratoplasticum
Lineage: Eukaryota; Fungi; Ascomycota; Sordariomycetes; Hypocreales; Nectriaceae
Exons: 1
Coding region: 1-1623 (540 amino acids)
Biological process (GO): DNA repair
Cellular component (GO): nucleus
Molecular function (GO): DNA binding; catalytic activity
Source: RefSeq, a predicted model, not a curated record
AUGUCCGACCCCGCCCGGUCACGCUUCGGUCACGACGUCCUGCGCACGUUUGACGCAUGGCGAGAUGCCCGGGAUUUCCUCGCCGACGUCAUCGAAUCCAGUCGGGCAUCAAGCGAGACCGAGGAGCUUCUCCAGCAGAGCCUGGUCGCAGAUUCGGAGGACUGGCACUAUCUGAUUGACUGCGCCGAAUCACUCCGGAGGCUGAGCGGCUACGACCAGCAAAGUCUAGAUGGCCAAGAUGUUGCUGCCUACGUCUGGGAGAUAUGGAAUGGGUUGGAACCACCAACUUCGGAGCCAUGGGAAGCUACUGAUCGGCUUAUUGCUCGGGCAAAGGAGCUGGAGCGCGACCCCGAAAUUCGGCCACCGUCCUCAGCCGGGCUUCUCGACAAUCAGCGGCAACGGCGGUGCGACUCGGAAGUCGGGUUGCCCUAUUCUCAGCCGCCGGAGAGCGCGAAGCGCCAUCUCACUACAUCACACUACUGGUCCGACCAGCCCCAAGACGAACGCCCACAAGAAAGCCACAGGUGGAGCAUCCCGACUCAAUUACCUCUAUUGAAUCUUGCCCAAGGCUGUGUGUCUGUGGCGUCACCAGUAACUGAGAAUGGCAACCUCAACUACGUCUCAAACCAGCUAUAUCUCCAGUCUCAAAUCAAUAAUCCCAAUGAGUUGGUUCAAGGGCAGUGCUCUGAUCAAAUAACGGCCCCUGAAAAUUGGACCGGCCUGUUAGGAGAUCAAAGUCUGGACGUGAAACAUGUCAGUUCAACAUCUCCAUACUUUACACCACCAAUUUCGGCACCAGAGCAGAAGCCUCAAGCCAAAAAGCGACCGCCUCGUGGCACAAUAUCUGCAGUGCCAUUCGCGCCUCUCACCUCGCAAACGUUUGGCCUUAUUCAAGAAGUGUUUGCACACGAACCGUUCUGGCUGCUGAUUGCGGUAACUUUUUUGAUUCGAACAAAGGGUCUUCAUGCAAUUCCCGUGUUUUACAAGUUCAAGGAGCGUUUCCCCACCCCGAUGGCGGUUGUCGACCUAGCGAAUACGGAUGAGCUUGUCGGCAUGAUACGCCAUCUUGGGCUCUCAGUUCACCGUGUGGCUUUGAUGCAAAAGUAUGCCCAAGGUUUCCUGCACAAUCCGCCGAGAGCUGGCAAGACAUACAAGGUGAAAAAUUACGACCGAAGGGACUUUGACCCGUCGGCGAAAGUAUUUCAAGAGUUAAACAGCAACCCUUCAACACCUUCGGAGGAAGACCCGGAUGAGCAUGACCUUGAAGCAUGGGAGAUUGGACAUCUCACCAAAGGCAAAUAUGCCAUCGAUAGCUGGCGGAUAUUUUGCCGUGAUGAGCUGCUCGGCCGAGCCACGGACUGGAACGGGGGUGGGCGAGAGCCAGAGUUUCAGCCCGAGUGGAUGAGGGUCCGGCCAGACGACAAGGAGCUCAGGGCAUAUCUAAGAUGGAUGUGGAUGAAGGAGGGCUGGGAGUGGGAUCCCGUCUCAGGUGAACGCACCGUCUUGCGGGAGGAGAUGCAGCGGGCAGUAAACGAGGGAAGAGUAGAGUACGAUGACACGGGCGGAUUGAGGAUCUUGGACGAGCCGAGAGUGGGUUGGAUGGAUUCUGAUGUCUUGUCUUGA